Pygocentrus nattereri (red-bellied piranha) is the source of this 1484-nucleotide messenger RNA. It is a transcript of the gene timm9, whose product is annotated as translocase of inner mitochondrial membrane 9 homolog. NCBI's taxonomy places the organism in Eukaryota, Metazoa, Chordata, Actinopteri, Characiformes, Serrasalmidae. The transcript has 4 exons. The coding region runs from base 332 to 601 and encodes 89 amino acids. The record is from RefSeq and is a predicted model, not a curated record.
AUGUAAUUGUUUGUAAUUAAUCUGUAUAUUGUAUAUGAGCUACUGCUUUGCUAGACUGGCAGGCUGGACACAGCUAGCACUACACAGGUCGCUGCUAUAAGCUGCAGGGGCCUAGCAUGUGAUAUGCUUAGCUAAAUAGAAUCGGGUUUCUUUGAUUUAAACGACUUUGUGACCAAACAAGACACGACAGACACAAAAUUGGAUCCAGAAGUCGUUGCUCGAGUUAGCUCUGUAAUUGGCAGUACAAUGUACGAGGUCGGCAAUGUGACGUUAAUUUAUCGUUAUCGUGAUCAUUUGUGUCACGGUACUCUUGUAACCUGCUCUUUAAACUAUGGCUGCUCAGGUCACAGAAUCAGAUCAAAUUAAGCAGUUCAAAGAAUUCCUCGGCACAUACAACAAACUGACAGAGAAUUGCUUCAUGGACUGCGUAAAAGAUUUCACUACCAGAGAAGUGAAGGCAGAAGAGACCUCAUGUUCUGAAAGCUGUCUACAGAAGUACUUGAAAAUGACCCAGCGGAUCUCCAUGCGCUUCCAGGAGUAUCACAUCCAGCAAAAUGAGGCUCUGGCAGCUAAAGCUGGUUUGCUGGGCCAGCCGCGAUAGUCUACUGCUGCAUGUUGAAUGGACUCCUCAGGCUGUAAUUCUCCCCAUCCGAACAGGAGGGUGAAUGUCCAUAUUGGAAUGACGAGGCAAAGGACAGUGGCGAGCACCAUUGGAAGAUGUCCUCCAAUUUGGUUCAGCUAUUUAGCACUGGAGGGCAUUCGUUUCCUGUUGUACUCCAGGAGGCAGAGGCUCACUAGACCAUGGGCAAAUGUGAAGAUAGUGUUUUUUUUUUAAUGUAAUCACUGCAUAUAACAAAAAUUAAACAAGUUGAGACAUUUUCCUAUCUGCUGUCCUAUUAACCUAGCUGGUUAUAACCUCAAUAGAGAGACUUGGGCAUGUUUCAGUUUUUUAAAGUCAGCAGCGAAUAAGGCUGAGACUGAUGCACUGAGCUAGGCCGAAGUUUGGCCAGCUGUUUAGCAUCAUCACUGAGCCAUGUUCACAAUUCCAAAAUCAGCAGAAAACAGUGACUACACAGACUAUGGCUAAAAUGCUUGCAAUGUAUAUAUUGAGGUGUACACACCAUUUGACUGUAGCUAUGACCUUCGGGUGAGAAUGCUUUAGUCAUCAUGUAAAUAUUUGUGCAUUUAAAGUACAUCUCUUUCCUUCUCUUUGGUCUUUUGAGCAACAUGUAGGUUACUAUUUCUGUUAAUGCUGCUGAAAACCACAGAUGAAGUGUUGAACACUUCACUACACUACUAGCUUGAAUAGGCUGUGGAAGUCCUGUCUGCCCUUAUACCAUUAACACAAAGAGCUUCAGAAGUAAAAAAAAAAAAAUGUUAACAGGAAAAUGACAGUAUCUUCUUUUGAACAAAGUAGGCUAGAAUAGAAUUUCUUCAAAGGAAACCCAAGCCUGUUUUACCUCCAAAUAAACAUCAAAGCACAA